UGCAGUGCGUGAGAGAGAGAAAGACAGACAAGUUGCCCUGUGAAGAAUGCCUUCUGCCUCCUUGAAACAGGACACUCGAGGGUCCACAGACAACCUCGAGCCCAUCCAAAAAGUGGCCACCCUCCUCGAGAAGAAGAUCCGCAACUUGGAGAAGCGUAGGACCAAACUGGAACAGUACCGAUUGGACAUCCGAGCUGGAAAGAAACUAAAUGAAGACCAGCAGCUUGCCAUACAGAACUAUGACAAUGUUCUUGCCAACCUGGACCUGAUGCGGGAGCUAAGUCAGCAGUGCUCCAACAUCGUCUCAGAACACAACAAAGUUUCCAAGAGACAAUUGAAAAGGGAACAGCAAGAACGGUUUCAGGAAGAAGUAAAUCGCGUGAAAGAAAUAUUAAAAAUUCAGGAAGUUUUGCAUCAAAUGGGACAGGAAGAGGCUCGCACAGACUUCUUGGCGGGGACCAAUGGUGCUGUACAGCUUGAGCCCGAGAACAUAAAUCAGCUUGAUGCUUUUUUCAAAUUGGUGACCCCAACCAGGUCGGAAGGCCAGCCUUUGCCUGAAUUCAAUGAUGAAUUACGGAAAGCAGGAGAGCAUUUCCUCCAUCUGCUGGAAGGGAGGAAUAAGGAAGUCGCUAGCACCACAUACAAAGCCCUGCGUAAUAUUGUGGAACAGAUUUCUGUCUGCUGCUAUCCUGAGAGAAAACCAACCACGACGGAAGAGGCUGUCAGCAAAGAGCCCGAGAAAGAAACAGUGGCUGAGGAAUACACAAAUGGCAUGAUUGGUGAGGAACCAGAGUUAAUUGCACCUGCUAUGGAGGAAGUGGUGAACAACAUCACUACGGAAGGUCCUCCUCCUGGCCUUGUACUCCCAACAGUCACCCCUCCCCCUCUCCCUUCGGCAAUUAACCAGGAGCCCAACCCAGUCACACCCACACAGGAGGCAAUUGUAGCAGCAAUGGCUCAGAUGACUACAGCAGCUGUUCCUGGUGCCCCACCUGCAGCUCCUGGCUUGCCACCUGCACCUCCCUCCUACUUCACGCAAGCUGCUCCUCAGCCACUACCACAACAACCCCCACAGCAAGCACCUCAGCAGGUCCCACAGCCAGCACCACAACAAGCACCCCAGCAGCCUCCACCCCAGCAAGCUGCCACACCCUUGCAACCUCCUCCACCACAGCUUCAGCAGAUCUCUCUCAGUGACCUCGUAUCUCCUGGGAGCUUUGACUUUUUGCAGGAAAGUCAGGUUGCUCAAGAACCUCCCACAGUGUACAUGGAUCCAGCUGUGGUGUCCAUUGGCAGUGUGAAACCUGACCCCCAAAGGACUAUGUCGCCAGUACAGCAGCAGCCACAGCCACCCACUCCUAUGGUGGCUCCAGGCCAGGACCCAACACAUCCCUCCAACAUUUCCACGCAAACAUAUACCAAUCAGACUUUCAACAACAUAAAUGUAGCAGCGUACUCCCAAGGUGUGCCUGUCUACCCUAACAAUCCUGUUGUGGACAGUACACCCAACCCCCCGCCACCUAUUCCACUGCCUCCCCAGGCUCGUCCUCAGGAGAAGGUGGAAGUAGAGUUCAACCCAGAGGCUAGUCCAUGGACUGAACAACAGCCACCCACUCAGCAGUCUGGGCCAGUUGUUCAGCAGCAACAGCAGCAGCCAGAAGAAAACACCUGGGGAGUCCAAGAUGUCCCAGUCAAUGGUGAUGACAAGUGGGCUGGUGGAGAAACCGGGAACUGGGAAGAGUUUGAUGAGAAUCAGGUGAACCAGGCUCAAGCUCCCACCAAUGGACAUGGAGACUAUGAGAGAAGAGGAGGUUACCGAGGAGGCAGGGGCAGAGGUUUUGGAACCAGGGGUGGAUUCCGGGGCGGUCGGGGCAACAGUGGCGGAGGUGGCUACCAGAAUGGCCGCGGAGCCUAUGGAGGAGGCUACGGUGGAGGUGGUUACAGAGGUGGAAGAGGAGGAAUGGGAGGAGGUCCUCGCGGUGGUCGUGGUGGCUUCAGAGGACAAGGACCCCGAGGAAACUUCAGAGGCCGUGGGGGUGGAUACCAAGGCCAGCGACCUCCCUACCAACAGCAGCAUCAACAGCAGUGAGGCAAAUUGGUGAUGAUUUAGCUGUGACUGUGAUGACAAGUGGGCUGGUGGAGAAACCGGGAACUGGGAAGAGUUUGAUGAGAAUCAGGUGAACCAGGCUCAAGCUCCCACCAAUGGACAUGGAGACUAUGAGAGAAGAGGAGGUUACCGAGGAGGCAGGGGCAGAGGUUUUGGAACCAGGGGUGGAUUCCGGGGCGGUCGGGGCAACAGUGGCGGAGGUGGCUACCAGAAUGGCCGCGGAGCCUACGGAGGAGGCUACGGUGGAGGUGGUUACAGAGGUGGAAGAGGAGGAAUGGGAGGAGGUCCUCGCGGUGGUCGUGGUGGCUUCAGAGGACAAGGACCCCGAGGAAACUUCAGAGGCCGUGGGGGUGGAUACCAAGGCCAGCGACCUCCCUACCAACAGCAGCAUCAACAGCAGUGAGGCAAAUUGGUGAUGAUUUAGCUGUGACUGUGAUGACAAGUGGGGCUACCAUGUGUACUAAAACGCUAGAGGUGUUGCACUACGUUGCACAACGUACUGACUUUGCACUGCCUGUGAUAAAGGGUAGUGCUUUAAUGUGUAAACAGUUAUUGGAGAGACAGUACAGGGCAUUCUUUACGGGACAAUGUAGUGUGAUGCAUCAAUUAAAGUGAAAAAUUUGCCAAAAAAGAGAAGGAAAACAAGAAAACCGUGAGUUCUUUGAACUCAUAAAAAAAAAAAACUUCAUUUCACUCUAAACUAUUCCAUGACUUGUAAGGUUAUACAAAACAAUACAAAAAAAAAGUUUUUUUUCUAUAUAAUUUUUAUGGAAGCACAUUAUUCCUGGAGUGUGGGGGAGGGGUGGAGGGUGCCUGAAUGCUCCCCCCUCUUCCAGGUGGGUAUUUGAACCACUUCUUCACUCUUCCACUUUCAGACUGUCAAAGCUUCCAAUACAUUAUCAUUUACUGCA
Molecule: messenger RNA, 3018 nt
Organism: Penaeus indicus
Lineage: Eukaryota; Metazoa; Arthropoda; Malacostraca; Decapoda; Penaeidae
Product: caprin-1-like
Exons: 5
Coding region: 47-2089 (680 amino acids)
Cellular component (GO): cytoplasm
Molecular function (GO): RNA binding
Source: RefSeq, a predicted model, not a curated record